AUGGCCCGUCAAAAUUUUGUUGGUAUAGUGAUAGGAACAGCAAUGCGUAAGACUGUUAAAGUGAAUGUGGCAAGACAAGCUACCCAUCCAAUAAUUAUUACAAAACACAAAAAAUUUUUUGCACAUGAUGAAGAAGAAAAAUGUAAAUUAGGAGACGUGGUAAGAAUAGAGGCUUGUAGAAGAUUAAGUAAAAAUAAAAGCUUUACUGUUUCUGAAAUUAUAAGGCCUGCUAAAAUUUGGAUUAAUCCUAAUCCUAAUGCUCAAGAUAAUUCUAAAAAUUCUAAAUUAUAA
Entrophospora sp. SA101 is the source of this 291-nucleotide messenger RNA. The record is from the annotation of a GenBank genome assembly. Lineage: Eukaryota; Fungi; Glomeromycota; Glomeromycetes; Entrophosporales; Entrophosporaceae.